CCAGACCAGUGUAUCCCAAGUUCCCAGCCUCCAGGAUUUCUCUAGGUCACUCACUGUUCUUGCAAUGGAGCCAACUUGGGGGCCGCCGAGCGCUUCCGUUAUCGUUAUCGGCAAUCCAGUCACCUUCUCUUCGCACUUGUGCAAGCAUACCUAGGUAGGAAGUAUUCCUUGAGGAAACCUCACUGACUGCAGCCUCUCUCCAGUUGCGCCCAGAACACUCCCUGCUCUGCGACAUCUCCAUCUCUCGUGCUCUGAAAUCACUACUAUUGCAACAGUACUGCCCACACAAGAGCUUACUCCUCUGGCAAUAACCUUUCAGAUGGCCUCUCUGCCCCUCCACCCGAUUCGGGGCCUUGCAGAGAUCGCUGAUGACCCGCAACCAUCGCUAGGCAAGCGGCAUGGCAAGCAAGGGGAGCUAUCAGGCUUGUUUGCCCGCCGCAGCUCUCCAGCUUAUGCCCAGCGAAUCGAAUCGGCCAUCUGAGCAGCAACCCCACUCCCUGAAGCGCUGCUGGGCCUGCUAUCGAAGCUCUCGUCCCGGCUAUCCCUCCCCGUUCCAUACCUACGCCUCCAAUGUGAGCUAUCAGAACUCAGCUGUGAUCAUGAGACUCUUGCCCUGUAAUGAGUAAGCUUGCCUUGUUAGAGCUUGCAUUCACGAGCUCCUCCAGGCGGAUGUUGUCAUAAGUUGGUCGAGCUAUUGGAGCUUUGUCCUGCAGCCUCAUGCUCCAUCACCUCAUAAUGCUGGCGGCACCCCGCAGCUAGCUCUGAUUGUUUUCUGCUUCUCAGCUUCACGGUGAGUGCUGGCCACCGACCCCUCAUUCCAGUUGUCGCCUGCCCGAGUAGAUCCUUGAGCAAAGAUGGGUGCAAGAUCCAUCUUCAAUGUCCUGUGUUUGUGUCUCCUUGCCUUGUGCUUCACCGCUACCGCCCAAGCAAGUCUCCAGGAGCAGGUCCUCAGCACGUUCAUCUACACCAGAUAUGGCGAUAGGACACCAUUUGUGCUUCCCAUCUCGCCCACUUUGACCCCUCUGGGUGCUCAGCAACUUUUCGAAGCCGGCGACCGAGUUCGCCAGAGAUACCUCGUGCCAGUCGACGGCACGGCUGAGCCAACGACCAUUGCUGGCAUCGCGUCAUAUCAACUAGAGUACGACCAAUUGACCAUCGUGUCGACUGACGAUCAAUAUGUGUUUGCUUCAGCCCAGGCAUUCCUUCAAGGGCUAUAUCCGCCGCUGCAGACGUCGUCCAACUAUACGUACAUUGCUGGUCAAAGUACUAUUCAGAAUGGAUCCAACCUGGUGGCUCCACUGAACGGCUACCAGUAUCCGAACAUCAAUACUGUCUCCAGUAACGAUCUCAACUCAAUCUGGGUCGGUGGGAUGAGCAAUUGCCCAGCAUAUGUGGCGUCAACGAACGAUUACUACGGGACUCAGGCCUUCGAGAGCAUUGAGAACAGCACCGCACAGUUCUAUGCAAGCUUGCAGCCGGACUUCUUGGACGGAGUUUUCUCAGAUGCGUCUGUCGGCUACUAUGACGCCUAUUACAUCUAUGACUACCUCAACUAUGCGUCAAUUCAUAACACAAGUGCAGCGCAGCUCCUGUCCGCAGAAGAUCUAACCAGAGCGAAGAUCCUGUCCGAUGACUGGGUUUUUGCCCUAAAUGCCGACAUCGACGCUUCGGGCUCUACUCCUGGUGACCACAUACGAGCGAUAGCCGGCCGCACUCUGGCUACACGCAUCCUUCAAGCCUUUUAUACGACCAUCAACACCCAAGGAGCUUCAGACAAGAUGACUCUAUUCUUCGGGAGCUUCGAGCCAAUGGUCGCAUUCGCAGCUCUUGCCCAGGUAGUCUCACCUCAGAAUGCUGCAUUUUACAAUGUCCCCGAGGCCGGUGCCAGCUUUAUCUUCGAGCUCUACACUCUGCAGGCUGAAGGCGUCGACACUUAUCCUGACACGUCGGACAUCUUUGUCAGAUUCCUCUACCAAAAUGGGACGGGGUCCGAUUCGUCGCUGGUGGAAUAUCCUCUCUUUGGGCUGAGCCCCAGCCAGACGAGCAUCACUCUGGUAGAUUUCAUUGCGGGUCUGGAGAAUUUCAUGAUCUUCAAUGUGGAAGAUUGGUGCACUACCUGCAAUAGCUUCAGUGUCUUCUGCCCGGCGUUCACCGGGACCGAUGGAAAUCUCAACCCAACCACUGGAUUCUCUCCCAGCCGUCACGGCUUGUCUCCCGUCGUGGCCGGUGUCAUUGGAGCUGUUGUCACUCUUGCAGUGGCCGCUCUCUUAUUUGGUAUGGUGAUGUUGCUGGGAGGUGUGAGAUUACAUCGCGUCCAUUCCAAGCGCAGGUCCGAGUUGGGAGGAUUCAAGGGUGGGAAGAAACUUGCCAGUGACCAGGAUCUCACUCUUUCAAAGGGCGGUGCAGGUGCUGUUGUUGUGGCCAGUGAAGAUCCUGCCUAUCCAGCGCCUGUGAGAGGCCACGAACGCGUCGGAAGUUGGGAACUCAAGGAUCAAGCAAAGGCCGAGGAGGCGCAGGGCCGCGUCCUCAGCCCAACUGAUGUUCGACCGCGACGACCAAGUUAUGAGGAAGACGACAUGCCUAUCAAUCCCUUUACGCCUCCAGUCGCGCCGCACAACCAUGUAUAAUGACUUAUGACUGAGAAAUGCCGGUGCUGGAGUACGGUGUCAAUUGGGUUCUGCCACACCCAUGAUAUCACUGAGACAAAGUAAACACAAGGCUAAUUGGGCAGCACAGCAGUGAAGAAUUUUAUCUGAACAUUCACUAAACUCGUGGUCGUGAAUUUGUCUUGCCAAAGAUUCUUCUGAGCCUUCUCAACUCGCCAUCAAUGUCUACUUUCUUCCUCUGCAUCCCCAACCAACUGACCGCGACUGUCAACCCCGUCCACAGCAUCAUCACUUCAUCUUGGAUUGCGCCCACGCUCGCGCCCGCGCCCGGAUUGUUGGAAGGGCAAAGCAGCUUGCCCAGUCCGUCGACAGCGCAGAU
This is a messenger RNA of Cladophialophora immunda, 2985 nucleotides long. RefSeq lists its product as uncharacterized. The record is from RefSeq and is a predicted model, not a curated record. The transcript is spliced from 3 exons. Gene Ontology annotation, molecular function: phosphatase activity. Lineage: Eukaryota; Fungi; Ascomycota; Eurotiomycetes; Chaetothyriales; Herpotrichiellaceae. Gene Ontology annotation, biological process: dephosphorylation. The coding region runs from base 855 to 2627 and encodes 590 amino acids.